CUUUUUCAAAGUAAACUUUCGCCUAUUUUCUUACAUAAUGAAACGUAUUUUUUUAAUUAAUUAAUUGCUUAGUGAUCGAAUUUAGUACAUUUUAUAAAUUCUCAUUUCUUGACUCGAUAACGUUUCGAUUUUCCAAUACUUUUUAUACGGUGAUAAUAUGAAUUAAUUUAUCGGAGACUACGUAGACGAAUUCAUUGACCAAAAUUUCAAUUCACUGUGUUAUUCAUUCUCGUUAAUUGUUCCCUAUGAAUUUAUUCACCAAUUCUGUUAACACAUCAUUAAUGCCAAAUGUACACGUAAAUAAAGAUUUUUACUUUCAUUCGUUCUUGAAAAACUGCGUGAACAAUAAUCCUCCUUCGUUGAACGAUUCGCCCGCUGAAUUCGACUACAGUUCAAAUUUAUAUCCUAUAAGGCUGAUUAAAAAUUUACAAUCUCUGAGAAAAGAGUCAAGAUUCUGUGAUGUCAAGAUAUCGGUUCAAAAUGAAAUAUUCAACGCCCAUCGAGCAGUUUUAUCCGCCAGUAGUCCAUAUUUUUACGCUAUGUUCAACAAUGGAUUGAAGGAGAAUGGAAAAGAUGUCAUUGAGCUGCACUCGUUAUCGUCUGAAAUUUUCAACGGACUUAUCGAUUUUAUUUAUAGUGGUAGUAUAAGAAUCACUAGACAAAAUGCCCAAGAAUUAAUCGUCGCUGCCGAUAUGCUCCAGUUGACGGAUCUCGUCACUGGAUGCAUUGAUUUCUUCAUCAAAGAGCUCGAUAUUACAAAUGCUGUAGGAAUAUAUAGAUUAGCUGAUAUGCAUAAUUUCACCAAUUUAGCCAAAUCUGCGUUAGAAUUUAUUCAGAAUAAUUUUCCUUUAAUUUGCCAAGAAGAAGAGUUCUUGGAACUACCAAAGAAGUAUAUUUUAGAAUUACUAUCCAGCGAAUAUUUACGCGUCGAUAGUGAACUUCAAGUUUUCCAAUCGGCGAUUCGUUGGAUCCAUCAUAAAGUCGAUGAACGUCGUUCGUUUGUUUUUGAAAUCUUGUACAACAUACGACUGCCAUUAUUAGCUGAAACUUACGUCGAACAAGCGAUUAAUGAUUGCGGCGACAGUAGUGUAAAAUUAGCCCUUCGUUCUAUUUGGAAGGAUCUGUUUUUGAAAAAAGGCAAUUUAUCGCCUUUAAUCGUUCAACCAAGAAUAUGCGCCAAGAAAGAUAUUUUCGUUAUUGGAGGCUCGAAAAGAGAAAUGAUCAGUACCUGGACUCGUUCUUCUGAAUGUACUUUUGAAACUGUUGAGAAAUUCGAUACCUUUAAGAAAUGUUGGAGUCGUGUAUCUUCUAUGGGUAUUGGAAGAAUAUUACCCGGUGUAACUGCUUUGAAUGGUAAAAUUUUUGUCGUCGGUGGUGAACAAGAAUCUCAAAUCUUAGCCAAUGGAGAAUGUUACGAUCCUGUUGGUGAUACUUGGACAGCUAUCGAUAGCAUGGUGGUUCCCAGAUGCGAAUUUGGAUUGGCAGCUUUGCAUGGUUAUCUGUAUGCGAUUGGAGGAUGGGUUGGUGACGAUAUUGGCGGGUCGAUUGAAAGGUAUAAUCCUGUGCUAAACGAAUGGAAAUUAUAUGGAAAUUUACCCGAACCUAGAUUUAGUAUGGGUGUGGUUUCUUACGAAGGUUUAAUAUACAUUGUUGGAGGUUGCACUCACAGUAAUCGCCAUCAUUCUACUCUCCUGAGCUACAAUCCAAUUACGGGUGAAUGGGAUACAUUAGCGUCGAUGUUGGUGCCACGGAGUCAAAUGGGAGUCGCAAUUUUAGAUAAUCAUUUGUACGUGGUUGGAGGUACAAAUAAACAUCACAAUGUGCUGCAUUCCGUUGAAAAAUAUUCCUUUUACAAAAACAAAUGGUACAAAGUUCCACCGAUGUCCGUUGGAAGAUCGAGUCCUGCAGUCGCAGCGGUGGGCGGGUUAUUAUACGUUAUCGGCGGAGAUCAAACUCACGAAGUGAACUUUUAUCGUGCCCAAAUUACAAUUUCAUCGGUCGAGAUAUUUGAUCCGGUGGCAGGAGUAUGGAAAGAUGGUCCUCAACUUCCAGAUAGUCGAAGUGAAGCAGGAGCUGUUGUAGUAUAAUAUUAGAUUUCGAAUGAUUAUUUUUUUUUUACAUUAACAUGGCGCGUAAUAUUUUCCUACAUACUAUCAAUUUUCGUGUUCAUAAACGUUAUUAAAAAUCUCAAAAAAUUGUAUCAUAUUUUUACCUACUGAUUUUUGUCGAAUUUCGAAGCGUUUUUUUUCCUCAAGUAAUUAUCGAUCGCUUUGCGAUUAAUUGAUUACCAUACAUACGGUACGGCUUGUUUAUUGAUAUUAUAUCGCGAUUGUAUUAGAAAAAAGUAAAUAUUAAAUUAGAACAUUGAUUCUUUAGGGUUCUAUAAAUUUGGUAAAUUCAAAAAAACCGGAACUAUUUAAAAUGACGGAUAUCAUGUAAUGGAUGAUGUUCCUAUUUCUCCGCUUGUUCAUAAUUGAACAAUUUACUUAUGUAAGAUAAUCUCUGUUAACGCGUUAACUUGUUAGCGCGAUCGCUGAACUUAUAAUAUAACGCGCAAAUCAUUCAAAUGUAUCACUAUUGUAAAAUUUUCGUUUUCGCUUUGGUUGUGGCUAGUCAUUUGUCGGGUGAGUGUAUUAUUUCACGGUUGAUCUUUUAAUUAUGUAUUUUUAUUACGUUAAAAACGUCGAGUUUUUCAUCAAUACUACAAUUGUUAAGAUUUUUACUUGUUUUUACUUUCUGUUAUUGAAUUCAUUGUUUAAAUUGUAAGUUUCAGUAAUUACCUAUAAAUUUUUAUCACCGCA
This is a messenger RNA of Planococcus citri (citrus mealybug), 2801 nucleotides long. Its product is annotated as actin-binding protein IPP. Lineage: Eukaryota; Metazoa; Arthropoda; Insecta; Hemiptera; Pseudococcidae. The coding region runs from base 246 to 2087 and encodes 613 amino acids. The record is from RefSeq and is a predicted model, not a curated record. The transcript is spliced from 9 exons. Gene Ontology annotation, molecular function: protein binding.